GCCCCUCGCUAGCUACGGCAGUCCUCCCUCCCCGUUCCCGCCCCCACCCUCACCCUUCUCAUCACCCGACCCCUUCCCCUCACCACACUCCUCACCCCUCUACCCAAGCCACUAUGGCCACCGGCACUACCACCACUGCCCGUGAACAUCUCCUAGUGGUGCGGAGGCGCAGCCCACAUAUGCGCUACAUGCUAAGCCCAGAGAAUCUCUGCAGCCUCUCAGCACAGAGUGGUUCUGGGAAUGUGGGGAGUUCUAGAGGAGGACCCCCAGAACCAAUGGGCCUACAGCGUGCCAACAGCGACACCAACCUGGUGACGUCGGACAGCCGUUCCUCUUUAACAGCCUCGAUGUACCAGUUCACGCUUGGGCGAGGACAAAACCUUGUCAUCUCUUGGGACAUUAAGGAGGAAGUGGAUGCCACUGACUGGAUUGGGUUGUACCAUAUAGAUGAGACAUGUCCCGCUAACGUUUGGGAUUCGAAGAACCGUGGCAUAAACGGCACUCAGAGGGGACAGAUCGUCUGGAGGUUGGAGCCUGGGCAAUACUUCAUGGAGCCUGAGACCAAAAUCUGUUUCAAAUAUUACCAUGGAGUGAGUGGAGCAUUGAGGGCCACAACAUCCUGCAUCACAGUCAAAAACCCUGGAGUUACAUUGGGCACAGAAGGGCAGGUGGACGGCCAGUCUGUAACAGAACACUGCAGGAAAUUGGUCAGCUUUACUCUAUCAGAUAUCAGGGCUCAGGGUUUGAAGAAGGGAAUGUUUUUUAAUCCUGACCCCUAUCUGAAGAUGAGCAUUCAGCCAGGCAAGAGGAAUGGCUUCCCAAAAUUUACCCACCACGGCCAAGAGAGACGAACCUCCAUCAUAUCCAACACCACCAACCCUGAGUGGCACGGAGAGAAGUACACUUUUGUUGCAUUGAUGACGGACGUUUUUGAAAUUGUAGUCAAGGACAAAUUUGCCAAAAGUCGCCCAAUCAUCAAACGCUUUUUAGGUCAGCUGAUAAUACCGGUGCAAAGACUGCUGGAGAGUCAUGCAGCGGGGGAUCAACAUGUAAGCUACACACUUUGUCGUCGUUUGCCGACGGAACAUGUGAGUGGGCAACUUCACUUCAGAGUGGAGAUCACCUCCAACGGACAUGAAGAUGGGGUCAUGGGGUCACUGCUUGGAGCGUCCUCUGUGAACGGAGACCCUGGGAGCCCAUCGGACGAUGAAGACAUGUUGCAUCCUGCCUCUCACAUGACCCAAGGCCCCUCGCCCACCGGCUCUGAAGAGUCCCUGCAUGGUGAUGCCUUUAGGACAGACCAGUGCUCGUUAGACCCUGAUGAAGAUCGGCUUUUAAGAGAUGGGGUCCCAGACUUGGCUGAAGGAACCCUGGGCCUCACUCACCGCCAGGCCUCACUUAAUGACUAUCUGGAUGCCAUUGAGGCCCCUAAGGGCCCCGGAGACAGGCCGCUGGGGGCCACAUCCCCGAAACUACGUUCAAGUUUCCCAACAGACACUAGACUCAAUGCUAUGUUACAUAUAGACUCUGAUGAAGAUGAGGAAGGACAUGCCAACCGUGAUACCGCAUUGACCAAUAGGUCUCAAGGAGCUAAUGGACAUGCCGCCCCUGAACAGAACAAGGGGAAGGGUCCUUCUAAAGACAGGAUGAAAACUGAGUCAGAAGCGGCAUGCAGCACCACAUAUAUGGAGGCUACUGUGUCGGGGUCAAGUAAUAGCGCAGCAAAAAUCCAAAAUGGUGGUGCUGAGGGCAGCCAGGAAGGAUUUGCCACCUUUGGAGACAUGACUCAAUCCACUGCCAACUGUCAGCAGACAGCUCCAAAAAUAAAGGAUGAAGAUGAAGUUGCACCCAAAUCAGGAACCAGGGAAGAGGUUGUUGUACCUUUGGAGACCUCUGAGACAUCAGCAACUGCUAGUAAUGUUGCUACUGAAGGGGGCGGUGCCACUGCAUCAAAGCAAUCAGAGCAGGGGUGUUCUAAUGAGGCGGCCAAUGGGGAGGAGGAAGAUGGAGAAAUCUGGCAGAGAAGGCGGAGUUUACAGGCAUCGGGGAACGCAUCGGAGUAUGAAGGGAUGGAAUCAACCAAUGAAGCGAGGAGGGCAGCUGACUCAGCACAAGCUGCCACGGUAACAGAUGGAGAGACAGGGGCCAGUGCUCAAGUGAAUGGCCAUCAACCAACUCGUUCAAUUCCUUCAAUGUGUCAUGACAUCAGCCGCUAUCAGAGAGUGGACGAACCUCUUCCACCAAAUUGGGAAGCUCGUAUUGACAGCCACGGGAGGAUUUUCUAUGUGGAUCAUGUGAACAGAACCACCACCUGGCAGCGGCCCACCGCCCCACCUGCACCUCAGGUCCUUCAGAGAUCCAACUCCAUUCAACAGAUGGAGCAGCUUAACCGAAGGUAUCAGAGUAUUCGAAGGACAAUAACUAAUGAGAGGACAGAAGAGCAAGCUGCAGAGAUGCCUUCAGAUGAUACUGACCUGAUGCUUCACUCCAUACCUGAGUACCGUCGGGAUGGUGUGGUUGGGCCCAAUAGUUCUCGCUCCCGUCUGUCUCUGCUGCUUCAGUCCCCCAGCGCCAAAUUUCUCACCAGCCCGGAUUUCUUCACCGUACUGCAUUCCAACCCUAGUGCCUACUGUAUGUUUACAAGCAACACAUGUCUGAAGCACAUGAUCAGUAAAGUGCGACGGGACGCGCAUCACUUUGAGCGCUACCAGCACAACCGCGACCUGGUGGCCUUCCUUAACAUGUUCACCAACAAACAGCUAGAGCUCCCGCGGGGCUGGGAGAUGAAACACGACCACACGGGCAAGCCUUUUUUCGUGGAUCAUAACUGUAGGGCGACCACCUUCACAGACCCGCGACUGCCGCUGCAGAGCGCCCGACCCAGCAGCCUCCUCGCCCACCACCAGCACCUCAGCCGCCAGCGCAGUCACAGCGCAGGGGAGGUGAGCAACCGACGCCUGGUGGGUGAUGACCCUCGACACGCUGGACCCGCUGUACUGCCCCGCCCCUCCAACACCAUCACAGCCAAUCGCAACCAUUGUCAAGAUUUAAUUCCUGUUGCCUAUAAUGAGAAAAUUGUGGCAUUUUUGCGGCAGUCGAACAUAUUUGAGAUCCUACAGGAAAAACAGCCUGAGCUCAUUAGGAAUCAUGCACUCAGGGAGAAGGUGCAGUUUAUUCGUAAUGAAGGAGCAUCUGGUUUAGCUCGACUGUCCAGUGAUGCAGACUUAGUGAUUUUGCUCAGCUUGUUUGAGGAGGAAGUAAUGUCGUAUGUGCCACCUCAGUCCUUACUGCACCCCAGCUACUGUCAAUCACCGCGUGGAUCUCCAGUCUCUUCCCCUCAGAACUCUCCCGGAACACAACGAGCCAAUGCACGGGCCCCUGCGCCAUACAAAAGAGACUUUGAAGCCAAACUUCGGAAUUUCUAUCGCAAACUGGAGUCUAAAGGCUACGGACAGGGUCCAGGCAAAGUCAAGUUAAUAAUCCGCAGAGACCACCUAUUGGAGGACGCCUUCAAUCAAAUCAUGUGCUACUCUCGCAAAGAUCUACAGAGAAGUAAACUCUACGUCAGCUUUGUUGGAGAGGAGGGACUGGAUUACAGUGGCCCAUCACGAGAGUUUUUCUUUCUGGUGUCUCGGGAGCUUUUUAACCCAUACUAUGGUCUGUUUGAGUAUUCAGCCAAUGACACCUACACCGUCCAGAUCAGCCCCAUGUCUGCCUUCGUCGACAACCAUCAUGAGUGGUUUCGCUUUAGUGGGCGUAUACUUGGUCUUGCUCUCAUCCACCAAUACCUGCUGGAUGCCUUCUUCACACGACCCUUCUACAAAGGUCUACUGCGAAUUCUGUGUGAGCUGAGUGAUUUAGAGUAUCUGGACGAAGAGUUCCAUCAAAGUCUUCAGUGGAUGAAGGACAAUGACAUCGAGGACACGCUGGACCUUACUUUCACUGUCAACGAGGAAGUCUUCGGACAGAUCACAGAGCGGGAGCUGAAGCCGGGUGGUGCGAACAUCCCUGUGUCAGAGAAGAAUAAGAAAGAGUACAUUGAGCGCAUGGUGAAAUGGCGUAUAGAGAGAGGAGUCGUCCAGCAGACUGAGAGUCUCGUACGAGGCUUUUAUGAGGUUGUAGAUGCACGGCUGGUGUCAGUGUUUGAUGCGCGAGAGCUGGAGCUGGUGAUUGCAGGAACGGCAGAAAUUGAUUUGGGAGACUGGAGAAACAACACAGAGUACAGAGGAGGUUACCAUGACAACCACAUUGUGAUUCGCUGGUUCUGGGCAGCAGUGGAGAGAUUCAACAAUGAGCAGAGACUAAGACUGCUUCAAUUUGUGACAGGGACAUCAAGUAUUCCGUACGAGGGUUUUGCCUCCCUCAGGGGCAGCAAUGGACCACGGCGCUUCUGUGUAGAGAAGUGGGGAAAAAUCACAUCUCUGCCCAGGGCUCAUACGUGUUUCAAUCGCUUAGAUCUCCCCCCGUAUCCCUCAUUCUCCAUGCUGUACGAGAAGAUGCUCACUGCAGUGGAGGAGACCAGCACAUUCGGCUUGGAGUGAAUGUUGACCUUUGCACUUUGGACUGAUCAAAUAUAUACUGCACUCACUUCCUGUUACCCUUCUAGAAGAUUCGUAAGGAUUCAGAGCAAAGGAAGACUUUCUACCUUUUAAAAAGAAGCACUUACAAGUAUAUUUUAUACACUGUAUCACUAAAAUAAGGAAAUACGUUCUCACUAAAAAACAGAAAACGAACUACGCAGACCGGACAAAUAAAACUUAUAAACUGGCAAAAAAGACAAACUGGAUUCAUAGAAGAAAGUGUGAAUGUAUUCUAGUUGUUCCUUGGAGGUAAACUCAAUUUUUUGGUCAGCAGCGCCACUUUGAUUCGCUUUGGGCCCAAGGAAGUGGCUGGCCAAAGUUGAGCUAUUUACUGUAUUUGUUUUACAUUUACUCAUUAGUAGACGCUUUUAAUCCAAAGCGACUUACAAAUGAGGAAUAUAGCAAAAAUGAGGAAAACAAACCCAAAGGACUUUCGAUAUUCAAACACUUUUUAUCUGUAAAAAGACUUUUAUACAGACCAUAGGAAUGCAGCGUGAAUUAACAAAUGUUGUUUUCAGAUGCCACCGUUGUCUUGAAUUGCCUCAAGUACUAUCACACGACACGAAUGACUGCAUCGCCCAAUUUGUUUUGACAAAACACUCUAUAUUGAAUCUAAAUGUAUCCGUUUGCUCUUCUUUUUUUUAGUCAUAUUUAUACAUUUGUUUCUUCUUUUUGCUUUGACACUGUUCUGUUCAUACAGGUGCCAGUAGAUGUCAUGUCAAAUUUGUGGCACUUUUUUGAAUGAAUUGGGUAUUCCUAUACUCACACAAACACACACAUAUGUUUUGAAAGGGCAUGCUACACAAAAGUGCACUCUCGUUCGCACUCAAACAUCAUGAAUGUGACCACUAUGUGCAAAUCAUCAAACAUGUGCUGGAAGCUGACUAGAAGAAUUACAUUUUGGAGGAGAAAAUAAUAAUUGUAUGAUAUUGAAGCUCUGGAAAAACAUCUAGGGGUUUAAACUUGAUGGUUUUUAUUUCAGUUACCUUGCUUACUUCUCCUUAGAAAUCUCAAGUUUGAUUUCUGAUGACAUUAUGAAGAGAGGACACAAAACCGAUUUUCUACUUGAAUGAUCACAUCCCCUUUAAAUAAACCUGUAGAUACUCUUAAAAGAUAAAACUUCUGUCAUUUACACUCAUGUCGUUCCAAACCCAUAUCAAUUCUUUCUUUCAUUAAAUAUGAAAAGUAGUCUUGCUGCUCUUUUACAUGCAAUGAAAGUGGAUGAUGACUGAUGCUGUCAAGCUCUUAAAAAUGACCAAAAAAAGCACCUUAAAAGCAGUUUAAAGACUCCUAAUAAAAAUAUAAUAGCUUUUUGUGAAGAAAAUACAUUGUUAUUCACUAAUAAUCUUCCCCUCCGUGGUAGAUCGCAAAUCUGAUUUUAUCUUCCGCAUAUUCAAAAUAUAAAAAUUGUAGUGCUAUAAUGGUGCUAUUUUGUUAUUUUUGGAGCUCAGCACUCUCUGCCCUCUUAAAUUGUAUGGAAAAGAGCACUGUCCACAUUCUGCAAAAUGUGUCCUUUUGUGCUCCACAGAAGAAAGAACGUUAUAUGUGUCUGGAAUUACAUGAGGUUGAGUAAAGUAUGAUAGUUUUCAUUUUGGGUGAACUAUUCUUAUUUAAAAAAAAAUGUAUCCCCUUUUCUCCCAAUUUGGAAUGCCCGAUUCCCACUACUUAGUAGGGCCUUGUGGUGGCGCAGUUACUCGCCUCAAUCUGGGUGGCGGAGGACAAGUCUCAGUUGCCUCCUCUUCUGAGACAGUCAAUCCGCACAUCUUAUCACGUGGCUCUUUGUGCAUGACACCGCAGAGACUUCCAGCACGUGGCAGCUCAUGCUACUCUCCAGGAUCCACUCACAACUUACCACGCACCCCAUUGAGAGCGAGAACCACUAAUCGCGACCACAAGGAGGUUACCUCAUGUGACUCUAUCCUCCCUAGCAACCAGGCCAAUUUGAUUGCUUAGGAGACCUGGCUGGAGUCACUUAGCACACCCUGGAUUCCAACUCGUUACCCAGGGGUGGUAGUCAGCAUCAAUACUCACUGAGCUACCCAGGCCCCCUACGAACUCCACUUUCUUGAAUGUUUUUUUAAUCCACUUCUCUUGAAUAGUGUUUUCUUGCAUUAUGUGAAACCGAGAAAUAUCAACCAUCAGAGAAAACAUAUCAAGACAUCCCAGAUCUUUCCAUUUGAGUUAAUGCAACAAAGCCUUUUACAAAAUACUGCCAUGGCUGUUUGCCGCUGGAUUGUACUUUUGUUUGGAAUGUUUUGUAUUUGGAUAAAUUUUGAGUACACUAUAUCGCAUAUAGUAAAAUCUGGUGUAGUUAACACUGCCAUGGGGCUUUACGAGGUCUAUAAAAUUUUGGAAUAGCAACAGAAAAAAAGUUGAUCAUAUAAUUUUUCAUUCAAUUUGAUUAUGGUUGACAUUAAUGCAGACCAGAUACCUGUAGAUCUUCCUCUUUUUUGUAAUAAGCCUUUUGCUGUGCGUUGCCGAUGUUUGUGCUGAAUGUACCAAAGGUUAAGGGAUGGUUGUCCCAAACCCUGUUUUAUGUAAUCCCUAAUUGUUUUAUUUGAUUAAACACUUGGAGAUUUUAAAGACAAGAAUUAAAGAAAAAUCGUUUUGAUCAAUGAGAAUUGUUAGUUAUCGGUGUUCUGAUCAGUGCUGUUGUAUAUGGAUCUAAAACUAAUAUAUGAAGGAAACUACAGUAUAAAAUAUCAGAGGACAGGAGGAUAAAUUAACAGGAACCGAUACAAAAAUUGUUCAUACUUUUUGAAUUACUAGAAAGUUGCUAAUCUCACUUCCCUUUUGCACAAAUCACAUGCUCUGAAAAUCGUGACUGUUAAUUGGCUUUCGGAGCCCCACUUUUAAGUUUUUAUCUUUUUAUUUAAUCACAGAUAAUUUUAUAAACUGUUAAUCUCUAGAGUCUUCAUUCUUUAGCUGAUA
This is a messenger RNA of Xyrauchen texanus (razorback sucker), 7511 nucleotides long. RefSeq names its product E3 ubiquitin-protein ligase HECW2-like. The transcript is spliced from 29 exons. The record is from RefSeq and is a predicted model, not a curated record. Gene Ontology annotation, biological process: regulation of dendrite morphogenesis. The coding region runs from base 114 to 4541 and encodes 1475 amino acids. Lineage: Eukaryota; Metazoa; Chordata; Actinopteri; Cypriniformes; Catostomidae. Gene Ontology annotation, molecular function: ubiquitin-protein transferase activity; protein binding.